UACGUGUGUGUGUGUGUGUGUGUGUGUGUGUUCUCUGAAUGGGGAACACGCCGUACCGCGUUGCCCUUUCACCGUAAGAACGGAGUAAAUGCGCCAUGCGUAACGGAGCCGCGUUCCCGAGCGGCGCCCUGUGCGCGCUUCCGGCCGUAGGCGUGGAGUAAAGUUUCCCCGGCCCGUGAGGAGUUCAGUGAGCAGUGAACAUGGCGACGGUUUUGGGUGAUCCAUGUGCCACCCCGGAGCUCUCGGUGCGCCAGAGAGUGCCGCCUCUGCUCACGGAUGUGUACCAGUUCACCAUGGCGUACGCGUACUGGCGCGCGGGCAGGCACAACCAGCACGCCGCGUUCGAGCUCUUUUUCCGGGACAACCCGUUCGGCGGCGGCUUCUCUCUGUUUGCGGGACUCGGGGACUGCCUUCGGUUCCUGCGGGACUUUCGCUUCACGGAUGAAGAUGUGGAAUACUUGCGCACCGUGUUACCCUCUGACACCCACCCGGAUUUCUUUCUCUACCUGAAAGGGUUGGACUCCUCUGCUGUGUCUGUGAGGGCAGUAGCUGAAGGCACCGUCGUUUUUGCCCGGGUUCCUCUUUUGGAGGUGUCUGGUCCACUGGCUGUGGUGCAGUUGUUGGAAACCAGUCUUCUCUGUCUGGUCAAUUAUGCCAGUCUCGUGUGCACAAACGCUGCACGAUUCCGUCUAGCUGCAGGUCCCAGACGGAGACUCAUGGAGAUGGGUCUGAGGAGAGCUCAGGGGCCUGAUGGAGGCCUGACUGCUUCUCGCUACACAUAUAUUGGAGGUUUUGAUUUAACGAGCAAUGCUCUGGCUGGCCGUCUCUUUGGAAUUCCAGUAGCAGGCACCAUUGCACAUUCUUACGUCACAUCCUUCUCCUCGCUUGAGGAAGUGUGGCCACAGUCUCUGGCGCCAGCUAAAGGGGGCGACCCUGUGGAGUUUGUCCCUUUGGUGAAGGACUGGUUAGGACGUGUAUGUGAGUUACUAGGAGCUCAGCCACAGCAGGUGCAUGAAGGAGAACUUGCUGCUUUCCUGUCUUAUUCCAUUGCUUAUCCUUCCAACUUCCUCCCUGUCAUUGACAGCUACAGCGUCAGCAGUAGCGGCUUGCCCUGUUUCUGUGCAGUUGCCCUGGCGCUCUGCGACCUGCAGUAUCAGCCUCUGGGUGUAAGGUUGGACAGUGGAGAUCUUUGUGGACAAUCUCUGGAAGUGUGUAAUGUUUUCAAACAGUGCAACAAACAUUUCUCAGUUCCUGCUUUUGAGUCGCUCGUCAUCGUCGGGUCGAACAGCGUUUCUGAAAAAAGUCUUUCAGAGCUCAACAAGAAAGAUAAUGAGAUUGAUGUGGUGGGAGUUGGAACUCACCUCGUUACGUGCACAAGUCAACCUUCACUCGGUUGUGUAUAUAAGUUGGUAGAGGUUGGAGGUCGCCCUAGAAUGAAGCUGACCGAGGAUCCGGAGAAAAGCACACUGCCAGGCAGAAAGUCCAUCUACAGACUGCUGGACCCUGAUGGUCAUCCUCAAAUGGAUCUGCUAUGCCUAUCAGACGAGCCUGCCCCAAAGGCAGGAGAACCUUUGAAUUGUCAUCCUUUAGGGCAGAUCUUAUCUGCUGUCCAGUCGAUCACACCUGCCCGUGUGAUAAACCUGGGAUUAGAUGUCUUUAGACAUGGAGAGAUUAUGCUUCCCCUGAGCACUACGUCUGAGAUUCGAGUCCAUGCACAGCGCUCCAUUCAGUCCUUGCACGUCCAUCACAAAAAACUGGAGCAGCCGGAGUCCUAUAACGUGGCCAUGUCAGAGAAAAUUAAUUCUCUUGUACGUGACAUGAGAAGAGGAAACAGCUAACAUGACGAUCUCCUGUUCCCUACCUGAGCCUCAAAGCUUCAUCAUGAGCAGGGACUGUUAUUAUUGCACAUCUUUGCACAGGGGCAACCAUCUGUCUGUGCAUAAGUAUGUUUUAUGGAUGUUGAAUAUCCUUAUUUUUCUUUUAACGACACGAUCGCGCUAACAAGAAGAAUAUCUGACCUCGUUUUUUUUGUUUUUUCUUACAUUAGACUAAAUUAGACUAGAAUUUCGAACUACUUGUUUUUCUUUAGCUGCUUUUGUUAGGGGUUUUUUUUUGGUCUUGUCCGUGGUAUCAAAAGGUUUUGAGACUCCCGCACCACAGAUCCGGUGGCUUUUGCCGAAUGUCCUCCUUCAGACACCUGAUUUAUGAAGGUCGGUGCUUUUUGUGACUGUGCGUGCGUCCUUGUGCUGCCAUCUAUUGGCGUGUUACAAAACUAGAUUCAAAACUUUUUGAAACCACCUCCUAUAUGUGAUAUAGUACAAACUCCAGAUGCUCCUCCUGAAACACACCACACAUUUUUAUCCAGGCUUUGGACCAGAACUGAACCCAGACUUGAGUGCAGUAGCUAUGCUAGACCACCAGAGAGCAGUAUACCAUAGUCAUUCUUAUAGCUGAUAUGAUCAACCCAAACAUAUUUUAUAUAAUAUCUCAUGUCUGGAGGUCACAUAUCAUGUAUUUUGGUAAGUUUUCAGUGUCCUGUAUGCAGUCUGGAUUUGGUUUGUAUGAUCAGAUUCCAUCAAUAAUAAAAUAAUAAAACAUUUUCACAAUGUAGGGUUUAAUCACCAUGUUUGUGCACAAGAUUGUAAACAAAACAAUCAUCCAAAUGUGAAUGUAUUGUGAAUACUUGAAUUGUCGUCAAGAUUGUUUAGCGUUAAUGGAAACUCGUAUAAUCCAUACAUCAGGGUGUGAGUUCUUUUCCUUGAAUAUAACAACAAUAAACAAAUAGAUUUUCUUUUAGGUUUCUCAGUGGAGAUUUCACUCACGUGGUCUAAAAACAGGUCUUUUUGAGUGUAUUUCUGUUUGAACCCAUUCUGGUGUUUGGGGUUUCUUAUUGUAUUAAUCCACAGACUCCUGAUUAUAGUGGAACACUUGAUGCUUCAAAAGACAACAGUGGUGGUCCAUUUCCUGUUCUGAUCUGAUCUGCAUGCCUACACACUGUACUACUAUCUACAUAUGCCUUUAUUUUCAUCGACACUGUGAUAUUAUUAUUUGAUGUAUUUAUACAAGUGAGCAGUUGAGGGUUAAGGCUCAAAAACUCAGGAGUCUAAGAAGUUCUGGAAUUCAAACUCAUGACAUUUAAACAUCCAAUAUCUUAAAGGAAACUGGUUUUAUAUUUCAUUAUAUGACUCAGGGUGAUGAAACCAGGAAUCCAGUUUGGUGUAUGACUGUUCUAUGCACUGUGAUGUUUGUGCUGUCUGCCUUUUUGUUGCAAAACCAAACUUAGACUUAACAUCGAACUUAACAUUGACAAUUAACAGUAUUAAUGGUGUAAAAUGUCUGUAACCAAACACUACUUUUUCCAGAUCACAAUGUUCACACCGCAUGUUCAAAACAUCUAAAAUAUUUCUGUUUUUUUGUUGCUCUAAAUCCAUUUCGACAAAGCAAUGAGAUCAAAAUCUGUUAAUUUUUUUUUUGUGUGUGUUUUAAAACAUAAGUCUGAUUUUUUUCACAAGCACAUUUGGUAGGUUUUAUCGUUUAAACACAGUUCUGUAUUAUUCCAAAUAUUUCAGUGCAUAUUGAAUAACCGAUGGUAUCUGUGAAGAUCAGAAAUGUCUUUACUGUCUGGGAUUUUAGAUGUUUACUCAAAGUGUACGUUUGAUUGGAAAGUGUAAUGCGAUGUGUGCUUUUUUUUCUGUGACUAAAUAUUGAUUAAAUCAAAAACAAUUA
Silurus meridionalis is the source of this 3726-nucleotide messenger RNA. It is a transcript of the gene naprt, whose product is annotated as nicotinate phosphoribosyltransferase. NCBI's taxonomy places the organism in Eukaryota, Metazoa, Chordata, Actinopteri, Siluriformes, Siluridae. Gene Ontology annotation, biological process: NAD+ biosynthetic process. The transcript is spliced from 13 exons. Gene Ontology annotation, molecular function: nicotinate phosphoribosyltransferase activity. The record is from RefSeq and is a predicted model, not a curated record. The coding region runs from base 201 to 1838 and encodes 545 amino acids.